UAAAAGAAUGUAAUAUAUCUAAUGUAGUAUACUCUUAAAAACACAUCCAUAUAAAACUGAUAGAUGCUCUGAUGUUCUGUUCCCCGUAUUUUUUGUUCAUAUCUUAUAAGCUUGGUACAAUCAAGAUGGAAGACUACGAAAAUGAUCUACUUCGACAAAUGCAGAACGAAAUUUUCACGAGAUUGUUUCCUGUAAUUGUCUAUAUAGCGGUUUUAGCCUUUGUGGGUCUCAUCGGCAACGUUUUGGCAAUGGUCUUUUACACGCUAGAGUCGAAACGAACCACGACUGUCAACUUGAUUAUAGUUCUUUCAAUAGUUGACUUUAAUGUAUGUGUGUUUUUAAUUCCGAAACUUGUUGAGAUGAUCGUAAAUAUUGGACAUAGCCAAAAGUUUCUUUGCAAGGUAACACAGUUUGUCAGUUUGUGGACAAUUGCAACAUCUUGUUUCUUAUUAUGGAUAAUUGCGAUAGAAAGACACAGAAAAAUCUGUAAACCUUUUGCUAAACAGAUUACAAUUCCUGCUGUAAAAUAUAUAGUAGGUGGUAUUGUCAUCUUUUCCCUAGUUCUGGCAGUUAGAACUUUGAUAAUUUAUGACAUUGUCGUCUUGGAAAUUCCUGUUUCACAGAUCAACAGGACAAUAAUUGGAUAUUUCUGUACAGUCACGGAUGAUCCAAAUUUAAAGUUCAUUGCUUCUAUUUUCUAUGCAUUGGAUUUUCUCCUGAUCUUGAUGAUUUGGAUUACUAUCAUUGUGACCUAUUCGAAUGCAGUCUUUACCAUACUAAAGCGCAGAAUCAAAAGGAAACGGGUAUCACAAAAGAUCCAACAGAACAUUAAAUGUGAGGACACCACAAUUAAGAAUGGAAAUAGUUUCUGGCAUAUCCCACAUAACAAGAAUAUAUCUGGAGAAGAGUAUACGGAAACUUCAUAUGGAAAUGAUGACGCUUUAACAAAUUCUUCUCUAGACGGAACACACCAGCCACCUCUAGACGGAACACACCAGUCACCUUUAGACGGAACACACCAGCCACCUCUAGACGGAACACACCAGCCACCGAGUGUACCCGCAGUUAAUGAACGAGAAGUUUCUUUUGCUACACCAUCCAGACGAAAUGGAAAAUACAUAAGAAAGGCUAGUUUAAAAAAUGUGGCGGUCAAAUGUGUCACAGAACGGAACCUUACCAUAAUGAUGUUUGUGGCUUCAAUGGUUUUUAUUCUGAGUUUCGCACCCUUCUUUGUGGUUAGAGUAAUCAUGAGAAACUAUGUUGGUAGUGGAAUAGAUUACGAGCUGAAAGCAGGUGUCCAGUUUGCGUUAAAACUACCAUUUUUGAACAGUGUUUUCAAUCCAGUCAUUUACUGUAUUUUCAACCCGAAAUUUAGAAAGUUCUUGAAACGUGUAUUCUGCUGGAGUUGGCAAUGAAACACUGGAUUCGUCUUUGUAAAAGUGUACGAAAAAUAUAGCCAGUUUGAUUCCAAAUUAAGUACCUGGUUAAUUUGGUCAAUGUAUGUGCUGGAUAAUUAUGCUGAAGAGAAAGAAGUUCUGCUAACACAUAUAGAAAUACUUAAAAUUUUAGGAUAAAUUUCAACCCUCACAACAAUAAAAACCUGAACAAUAGUUGAAAUUUUCAAUCUCUCAGAUGAUUUUUAAAGUGAUGAUGGCGAUUAAGUCUUGAAAACGUUUCCACUCGUAAACAACAGUAACACAUUUUUUACGGUAUGUAAUGAUAAACAUAAAGGAAAAUAUACAACGUUAUUUCCGCACCAGCUAAUGAAAUCUACACACCGUGCAAUAAAUUAAACUUACCGUGUUCAGUUUUUAAAGUGAUUUGAUAUUAUUUGUUUGGUUAUAUCUUUGUUGUGUGUGUAGUUUGCAUAGUCUCAGAUCACUUUACUAUUGCGAGAAAUAUGAUUUAGAACACACAUACUGUUUUGUAUAUACACCUGAAUAUUUUUGUAGCUAAAAUUGAGUUUGUUUUUUCUGCAUUGGUAUUAGUCAGUUAAGCAAUACUAGACACAAUAUAAGAAAAAACUGUGCAUAUAAUAUGAAACAGAUUGAGCCAAUGCUAAAAUAAACAAGGAAAAAUACCCAACAGGGAAUGUCACGUUUGAAAUCACUAUCCACAGCACACGUACAUGCACACGACCAACACGUAUCACACACACGCACAUAAAAAGCACACAUGCGAGGACAAAACGAACAAAUAAGGGAGAACAUUUGGGGUACCGCCUUUGAAUGGUCAGUGGCAAAAACGCCACUGGUUUCAGUUUAACCACUUUGACAUAAGCCACAGUAAGAGGGAUUAUGAAAAUUUCAUUUAUAAGACGAGAAAACAGCCAAUACGGACUUCGAUGAUUUUGACCUGUUAUAUUGCGUGUGGUGUAGGGGAGUGAGGCAUAGGGGAAAUAUGGAGUUGCAAGUUUAAGGUAUCAUUAAAUCAUAUAACAAAAUCAUGCAACUACGAAAAAGAUAUUAUCUGUUAGUAUAUCUAGGCAUGUAUACUCACACACACAGACUUACAAAACUUUAGAUUUGCCAAAUGAAACUGGAAAAUAUGCUUUGCAGAUUUUAUUUCUUUAUUUCACUGGCCCAUUACUCCAUUAGAGUUGAAAUCCAUCAAGUAAAGAUGAAGCUUUACAAAAUAAGAAGAUAUAACUUGUUUUCGAAUACAUGCUGUUAAGUAUACGUUAUAGAAACUGUCAAACUGGCAGCUGUGUUUGACUGAUUACUAAGGUCUCAUCCUACGUAAAAUAUGGUCCAAUUAAGCACACGCACUAGAUUUGUUCUUGCCGUUUGAACAGUUUAUUCACAACUUGUGAAAAUAAGAAAGGUUGUGAUAAUUAUGUAUUGUACCUGAGAUUUAAGUUAUGUCGAUAUCAUUUUGUUUUAAGUAUUUAAUGCUAAAGACCCACAAGUGAAAAUAAUGAAAACCAUAAUAUUUAAAGUCAUGUUAUAAAUACCUAUACAUGUUUCAAACUCAUUUUUUAAUAUGAAGGAUACCAUUCUACCAACAAAUGUAAUAAUGUAUGAUGUUUUUUACCCAUCGUCUGGUAAUUCUGUUUCAUACGACAAAUAAGAUGAUAAGAUUCAAACCCUAUAUAGGUAUAUUUGUUUAUUCUCAGUUAACUUUGAAAUUAAGCAAAUGUUACUCAAAAUAACGUUUUGCCCUGCUAAUCUUAAAUAUGCUGUAUGAAUUCUUUUUGUUAUUCACACAAAAAAAAAAGAAAUAAAAAAAGUUACUAACA
Molecule: messenger RNA, 3238 nt
Organism: Mercenaria mercenaria
Lineage: Eukaryota; Metazoa; Mollusca; Bivalvia; Venerida; Veneridae
Product: D(2)-like dopamine receptor
Exons: 2
Coding region: 72-1415 (447 amino acids)
Biological process (GO): neuropeptide signaling pathway
Cellular component (GO): membrane
Molecular function (GO): neuropeptide receptor activity
Source: RefSeq, a predicted model, not a curated record